Molecule: messenger RNA, 2790 nt
Organism: Brenthis ino (lesser marbled fritillary)
Lineage: Eukaryota; Metazoa; Arthropoda; Insecta; Lepidoptera; Nymphalidae
Source: the annotation of a GenBank genome assembly
AUGAAUGAUCCAGCACAACAAAUGCUGAGGACCGGGAUGGAUGAGGGUCUUUUGAAUGACCUUCUUGAGUGCUCUGUGUGUCUAGAGCGGCUCGACACUUCCUCCCGAGUUCUGCCGUGCCAGCAUACUUUUUGUUUGAAAUGUCUCAAGGUCAUCGUAGAAUCACACAAAGAACUACGAUGUCCCGAAUGCCGGGUCCUGGUGGAGACGAAGGUGGAGGAGUUGCCUCCAAAUGUCCUCCUCAUGAGGAUACUCGAGGGUAUGAAGAACUCUGCUCCGAGGAAAAUAAGUGGCCAGCGAAUUAGAAGUGGACAUUCUCAGAUACAGCAACUUCAACAAUCAUCGCGAUCGGAGAACAAACAGCCACCGCCACACGCUCGAGCCAUGUAUGACUUUAUAUCUAAGGAACCAGGUGAUCUAUCCUUCAAAAAGGGUGAAACUAUCAUCCUACAAAAGAAGCUUGAUCCAUUCUGGUUUCAAGGAGAAAUAUCCGGCAGGACCGGCAUGUUUCCUAUUACUUUUGUUCAGGUGGUGGUACCGUUGCCGAUGUGUACUGCGUUGUGUAAAGCGCUUUAUGAUUUUCGAAUGUCAGCACCCGAUGAGGAAGGGUGUUUGGCUUUUGACAAAGGUGCAAUUAUAUCAGUGCAUCGUCGAGUUGAUGAGAACUGGGCGGAAGGGCGUUUAGAGCAACGCGUCGGAAUCUUCCCUAUCGCCUUCGUGGAACUCAAUCAAGCGGCACGGCAACUUAUGAACAGCGAACAUUUCAGUACGCCUAUAAACCGCCCCGUCCCGCCCAUACCGGAGCACGCCCGCGCGCACGCCGACCAUCGCCAUCACACGCCACAGCAUCAGCACAGAUAUCAGCAAAUGUCAAUAUCGACUCCCAAUUCCGGUCAAGGAAACUAUCAAAACAUGGCAACAAUGAGUCAAUCUCAACCAAACUACCACGCUAACCACGCGCAAACCAUCACACAACCACAGAUUCUGGUUCCGCAACCAGUGAGCCAACAUGUAACAGUUAACCAGAGUGUGGUUACGGGGACCAGAAACAUAAUGGAACCGACAACCAAACAUUUAGAUCUGAUCCACUUUACCAAUCUACACAACAAAAACCAUCAAACAAUGGGAAUUCAAAGCGUGUCUCGUAUAGGAGAGAACUAUGAUAGAUUGCGAGGCGCCAAAUUCGACAAUUACAAUUCAACCCCAAUACAGAAAGUGGAAACGAAUUACCAAAAUGUUAGGGCGGUUAAUUUUACAAAUAACAGUUCGGAUUCCAGUUCAAGUGUAAACACGCCCUCUGGUAAUGCUGGAAGUUCAACAACUACACCUAACACAAGUUCUAAUACAAGUACGUGUGAAAGUGCCGAGCCAAGCUUACCGAGCUCCCCGGAUAAUGUGAACAUUGAACGUUCAACAAAUGUAAGCGUCCAAGAGGAAGAGAAUCAAGAAUCUCUUAAUGCUUCAGGCGCUUUAAGCUUAAAUGAAAGUUCUACAGCAACAAAUACGUCUCUAAAUGUUAGUCUCCCACCGUCUGAGAGUCCAAAAAAUCAGAAUCAAAACCAAAAUCAAAAUGAUAACCAAGAAGCAACAGAACGCUUGGAUGUGCCAUCUUCAUCUAAAUAUUCAAUGAGUGGACCAAAUUCCCUAUUAAACUUUGGUUUAGGAUUGCAAGCUGAACUGUCUCCUUCGCACAAAGAUGGCAACUAUAUGCUCGCCCGAGGCCAUAGAGAACAUAGAGACCAUAGAGAGAGGGAAAAGCGGCAUAGCUUGACUCCCUCGUCCCAUAUGCAAGGCAAUCAUACACAAAAUAGGCAUUCAGCAGAAAUCCUCGCAACAAGUCUCCUCGACCAUUCGACGGAGAGAGAGAGGGAGAGACCGGAGAGGGACAGAGAGAGGCGAAGGAGAAGAUCUGGCAGCAACGAGAAACCUUUACCUUCAGCGUACAUAGCUUUAUAUCCCUACAAACCACAGAAACCUGAUGAGUUGGAGUUGAAGAAAGGAGGCGUGUACACGGUGACGGAGCGCUGCCGCGACGGCUGGUACAAGGGCUGCUGCGAGCGCGCGCGCUGCGGCGUCUUCCCCGGCAACUACGUGGCGCCGCUCGCGCCCCUCGCGCCGCUCGCGCACAGGGUGAAGCACGAAAAGCAGAAUACACCAAGUUCGACCGCAGUGAAACCUACAGUGAACCCGCCGGUCGCCAACUCCAGCGCGCUGGCGCCGCCCGACGCGCCGCCCAGAGCCACUAGUCCUGUUAUCACAUCUGGUCAACCUUUAACAUAUCCAUGGAGCUCAAUACAACCGCAACAAACCACGCCGCGGUCCGAAAAGCCAAAAGAAAAGUCAAAAUCGGACAAAUCAUCAAUAUCGACGGGGGUUUCCCUUAUGAAGCGUCUGGCUGCCAUGAAGAAGUGUAAGUCGCCGCCGCCGGCCGGCUACAGUAUGGACAAUCCUGUGUUCGAGGAUGGACCUGGAACUUCCCUAAUGAUGCCUUCACCCCACCCUGUUCAUGUGCGUAGGGGAUCGGGGGAAGUAGAGUGGGCGGGACACCGUAAGUCUGCCUCGUUGGAUGUCACUGCACGGAGAGACAGACAUCAUUCGCAACCUGUUAAAGAAAAAUUCCGUUGCAUAGUCCCCUACCCACCAAACUCAGAAUACGAGUUAGAAUUAAAAGUGGACGAUAUUGUAAUUGUGUGUAAGAAACGUGGCGAUGGCUGGUAUAAAGGCACCCUCCAGCGUACGGGACGUACCGGGCUAUUCCCCGCUUCCUUCGUACAAAGUUGCCCGCCUGAU